AUGGAAAGUGCCAAAGAGGAACCCCAUGCCCGACAAGAGAGCGCCAAAGUUGACGGAGGCGUGCUGAAUACCACCGCCCCCAAUCAAGCAUCAAAGCGAUCGGAGUCUGUGUUGCCCACACACAUCAACGAUGGACUCCAACGAGGCCUGGUGCGCAUUAGCACGGCAGGGGAGAGUGGGAGAAGUGGAAUACACCCAGUUCACUUCUUAAAAGUCUGCUUCAUGAGUACUUGCACACUAUCAAUGUUGGUCAAUGUCCUAUGGCCGUUCGUGCCGGCGGCUAUCGCGAUUUACUUUGCUCGUCCGGAUCUUCAUGUCUGGGUCUUUGCUCUCAACUAUAUCGCAAUGGUUCCUUCGGCCAACCUGCUGGGAUUUGCGGGCGGGGAACUGGCAAAGAAGCUGCCUAAGGUUUUUGGCGUGCUGUUGGAGACCUCGCUGACAUCGGUUGUCGAGAUUGUUCUUUUCAUGGUUCUGAUCCACAAUGAUGAAGGUGGAAACCUUAUACCUGUCAUCCAAGCUGCUAUCUUAGGAUCCAUUUUGGCGAACCUCUUGCUCUGCUUGGGCCUGUGCUUUUUCUUUGGUGGUAUUGGCCGGGAGUAUCAGUCCUUCCACGAAGCCGUGAGCGAGGUGGGCACGGGGCUCUUGCUCGUUGCCGGCUUUGGGCUUUUAAUCCCGAGUGCUUUCAAUGCGGCAUUGAGCGGGAGCUCAUCGAAUACCGAAAUCACCCCCGAAGAGUUGAUGCACUCCACCCUGGUCAUCAGCAGAUCUACCUCGAUCGUCCUUCUGGUCGCAUUUGUGAUGUACUUAUUCUAUAACUUGCACAGCCAUCACAGCAUAUUUGACGAAGUGCUCGAGUUUGAUGAGCAUCUAGACGAAGAUCGAGAGAAAGAACUCAAGCGAGCGAAGCUCACACUGACGGAGUGCAUUUUAGCUAUUGUGAUAGCUCUGGCUUGCGUCUGCUUAUCGGCUGUCUUCCUGGUCCAGGAAAUUGAAAGUAUCGUCCAUGAGAAUCAUGUGUCGGAUAACUUCAUGGGUCUGAUUCUAGUGCCGCUGGUCGAGAAGGCCGCGGAGCAUUUGACUGCCAUCGAUGAAGCCUGGUUCGUUAGCUCCGCUGGAUAUGAGGAUAAAUUGUUGACUUUCCAUAGGGAUAACCAAAUCAAUUUCGCCCUCUUUCACUGCCUUGGGCCAUCGAUUCAAACCGCUUUUCUCAACGCGCCGCUUGCGGUUCUGGUAGGCUGGGGUCUCGGCAAAGACAUGGAUCUGAAUUUUGAGAUUUUCAUGAUUGUCCUUUUGGUGCUAUCGAUCCUAGUCGUGGGUAAUUUUCUGCGUGAUGGCAAAUCAAAUUACCUCGAAGGGGGCCUCUGCGUUUUGAUCUAUGUGAUCAUUGCCCAGCAUCAGCUGGACUUCCUCACGGGCGGACCCGAACAAACAAUGACGAGUUCGACCAACCCCGCCAAACUUGUUCUUUCAAUCUUGAAGGAGCGUGACAUACCUGUUAAAGGCAAUGAAGUCACGCAGGCUUUUAAUAAUGAUCACAAUCCCAGAAAGAAUACAGAGAGGAUGAUAGGAUUCCUAAGCCAGGAGUCUCUCUUGUCGCAGGAGGAGCUUACCUUGUAUAAUAAGCUCGAAAGCUCUGGUGCCUUGCAAGGCAUCCUUGGCGACUCCGAAGCCACCAAGAUCCGACCGCUCCUGGACGAAGACCUUCGGAAAGCGAUCGAGUCGCUCAACACGUCGACCGCUGCUAUACAGAAACAAACCGAAAUAUUGCACUCCCAAUGCGAAAGCCUAAACCAGCACCUCGGUCUGGAAGGGGAGCGGGCACUCGCGCAAAAGAGGGAAUCGGAACGGCUACGUCAAAAACACGAAUGGGGGAGGCAGAGUGUAGCAAAUGCGUCUAAUGAAUUGGCUGAGGAAGUAAGCGUGGCCCUAAAAAACGAGUCAGAAAAAGUGAUCAUAGACGGGAAAAGGAUACUCUCCUCUUUGUCAUCACAGUUGAAGGAGGAUGACAGGACAUUCGCCCACCUGGAGAGACUUGCAUCCGAAGUCAAGUCGAUUAACGAAGAUGCCUUGUUAUCGAAACAAGCUUCGGAGCUGAUUGCAAUGCUAACCGAGUAUACCACCGAGGAUAUACAGCACCGACUUGACCGAUCGUACCUGGAGGGCAUCCAGGACGGCCAUGAGAAUGCCAACAGCUCAGAAGAACUCGAUAUCGGUCUCAUAUCUGCACUAGAAGGAGAAUUGGAAUCUCUUUAUCCUGAGAUCGACGUACUUGCCGAAGUGUCCACGAAGCAGCAACAUGGUGAGCCUAUACUCCGCGAGCUCCACAGUCACCAUGAACAACUGCGCGUCGCUGCACAUAAGAAACUUGACUAUGUCAUGGAAAUUGUAACGGAGUUGGUAGCGUCUGCUGAAAGCUCGACUAAACGUCUACAAGACCGCGAGUCCGUCUGCGGCGCUCUCGAGACCCUCUGCGCCGCGUACCAACCAGAAGUGAAAGACCGAACUCCACACAAUGCGGUCUUAAGGAGCAAUACAAUGAAAAGGCGCUCUGUCCAUUUCAAGCCGACGCUUACGCCUUCUGAAGAAAGUCUUGGCUCUUCCCCCGAGCAUCACGCUCUAGCGGGUCUCUUGCGCCGCACGGGGCUAUCUCUAGAAUCGGUUUUCCAGCCUGAAGAAAGCCGGGGUGCAGCUUCUCUGGAUGAAAGGAGAUUGGUCAUGCUUGAGUACCUACGCGGCUACGGGGUCGCAGCGGAUGCGCCCUUGAUGGCUGAAAUGGGUCCCACCGACCGGGCUACCCGCCUUUUAUCAUACCAUCUUAACGCAAGUGGUCAAUUUGAGGAUUCGCUGCGAGAUGCGGAAAAUGAAGACAGGCUUUCUCUGCUUGAUGCACAACUGCGACACAUUCAACAGGCAAUCGGGCGGCUUGACCUAGAAAGGCUCCAUCGACGAGAUCAUGACCGUGAGAGUUUUAUGGCGAGUUGGGCAUGA
Messenger RNA from Aspergillus affinis, 2988 nucleotides. Its product is annotated as hydrogen/calcium exchanger domain-containing protein. The coding region runs from base 1 to 2988 and encodes 995 amino acids. Gene Ontology annotation, molecular function: calcium:proton antiporter activity. Gene Ontology annotation, biological process: intracellular calcium ion homeostasis; calcium ion transmembrane transport. The transcript is spliced from 6 exons. The record is from RefSeq and is a predicted model, not a curated record. Gene Ontology annotation, cellular component: fungal-type vacuole membrane. NCBI's taxonomy places the organism in Eukaryota, Fungi, Ascomycota, Eurotiomycetes, Eurotiales, Aspergillaceae.